AAUUUAAUUAACUAAUUUCAGAACUAUGAUCAUCCCUUCAAUAUUUCCUUAUAACGUAAUAUUUUGCUUUUGUCCACUUCCAUCCCCUCUCCAUUUCAAUACUACUAGUACUGCAAACUAGUAUAAUAUAAUUGUAGCUUCUUUAUUUAGUAUCUUUGUAUCUGUUCUAGCUAGUGCUGAUUAUCAGUUACAUUAGUCCUCACAAGUGAAACCGGUUACAAUACAGCAUAUAGGUGAGCUUGUGUUGCACGCAGUUUGGUUUUUCUGUGAGCACCUGAAAUUUCUUUUGGAAGAUAAUGUAAUUAUUUAAUGGCUGCUGAGAAGAUGCCUGAUUCCACCAAACCAGGGAUGACUAGAAGCACCUCUUAUCUAGACUCCAUUUAUGGCAAAGGUUCCCUUGAGCUGGUAUGGGAAAAUGGUCAACUUCACGUGCAGCAAGGAGGUUCAUCAUCAACAUCAAGUGUCGUCACACGAAUGACUCCCUCGUGCGAAGGUUCCUUCAAUGCAAAAAGUGCAAGGUUAAGCUCACUAUACUCCCUCAUGGACUUCCCAGUUCAAAGGGACUCUGCCUUGGACAAUUCUCAACCAAAUUCUCAUCAAAGCAAUGACCAAAAUUCUGGUAAGUUUGCAAAGGCUGCUAAUUCUAGCAGCAAAGGUCUUGAUCGUUCCUUAGUGAUAAACUCACCUAAAGGAUCACCGGGAAGACAAAAGAACCCUUUAAAUUCUGAUACAUCAAACAUGGUUCCAAGAAGUGAGGAAACAACACCUCCUGAUGAGCAAUCUGAAGCUGUUGGUCAUGAUCAGUAUUCAUGGAUCUCGUGGUCAAUAUUUUAACCAAACCUCAAGCUCAGCAAGACAUAGAGCAAAGGGAAAAGCUCAUGAUACUAAACAAAAAUACUGUGAUGAAGGCUUGUUGGAAUCUUCUUCCCUAUGCUCCAUUGGAGCCUCAAAUAACAGAAACGUGUGUAGCAGGACACAUGAUGAUAUCGAUGACUCAACGUAUUUA
This is a messenger RNA of Glycine soja, 1006 nucleotides long. RefSeq lists its product as uncharacterized. NCBI's taxonomy places the organism in Eukaryota, Viridiplantae, Streptophyta, Magnoliopsida, Fabales, Fabaceae. The record is from RefSeq and is a predicted model, not a curated record. The coding region runs from base 310 to 834 and encodes 174 amino acids. The transcript has 2 exons.